CCUCGCGCCGGUGGGGGCUCCUCGGAGAGGUGAUGGAGGCAGUCGCGAUAUACAACUUCAAGACCACGGAGAGGGACGAGCUGCCCUUCAACAAAGGAGACACGCUGAAGAUACUGAAUAUGGAAGACGACCAAAACUGGUUUAAAGCCGAACAUUUCGGGAAAGAAGGUUACGUCCCAAAGAAUUAUAUUAAAGUAAAGCCCCAUCCGUGGUACGGCGGCAGGAUCUCCAGGCAGGUGGCCGAACAAAUCCUGCUGAAGCGGAAGUUCUUGGGCGCCUUCUUAAUACGAGAAAGCGAGAGCUCGCCGGGGGAAUUCUCCAUUUCAGUCAACUACGGGCAGCAUGUGCAGCAUUUCAAGGUCCUGAGAGAGAAGGCCGGGAAUUACUACCUGUGGGAAACGAAGUUCAACUCGCUGAACGAGCUGGUGGAUUAUUACCGCAGCAGCUCCAUCGCCAAAUCCCACCAAGUCUUCCUGCGAGACAACGAGGAGAAGAAGAAAAAGCAGUUUGUCCAGGCGCAGUUUGACUUCAUCCCAGAAAAGGCCGCCGAGCUCUCCAUCAGACGAGGUGACAUCAUCGAGGUUCUUGACUCUUCUGAUCCCAACUGGUGGAAGGGCAGGAUCUCCGGGAGGGUCGGUUUAUUUCCAAGUAACUACGUGAACAAGAUCUACAUGUGAUCAACGAUCCCACCGUAUAUCUCAAGACGGAGAUAUUUCCCUGAAUAUGGAGAUAUUUGCCUGAAAAUGGAGAUAUUUGCCUGAAUAUGGAGAUAUUUCCCUGAAAAUGGAGAUAUUUCC
Spea bombifrons (plains spadefoot toad) is the source of this 797-nucleotide messenger RNA. It is a transcript of the gene GRAP, whose product is annotated as GRB2 related adaptor protein. The transcript is spliced from 5 exons. The record is from RefSeq and is a predicted model, not a curated record. Bases 33 to 677 code for a protein of 214 amino acids. Gene Ontology annotation, molecular function: protein binding. NCBI's taxonomy places the organism in Eukaryota, Metazoa, Chordata, Amphibia, Anura, Pelobatidae.